Molecule: messenger RNA, 2095 nt
Organism: Stegastes partitus (bicolor damselfish)
Lineage: Eukaryota; Metazoa; Chordata; Actinopteri; Pomacentridae
Gene: dhrs11a
Product: dehydrogenase/reductase 11a
Exons: 7
Coding region: 204-971 (255 amino acids)
Source: RefSeq, a predicted model, not a curated record
UUACGCGCACUGGCUGCUGCUGCUGCUGCUGCUGUCCUGGAUGCUGCACGGACUGACACAGAAGGCGGCUGCAUCCCAACAUUUUUUUAUUUUUCUUUUUGAAACGUAUCGAACCAUAAAAGCUGCGAGUGUUGAGAGCCUGAGCUGAGCGGACAGAGGUUCGGCACCGGGAGCUGUUGUUUGGUGUAAACAGUGCGGUGGAGAUGGAGCGGUGGAAAGGCAGAGUGGCCCUGGUGACCGGAGCCUCGGUGGGAAUUGGAGCGGCUGUAGCCCGGGCACUGGUCCAGCAAGGCAUGAGGGUUGUCGGCUGUGCCAGGAAUGUCGACAAAAUAGAGAAGCUGGCAGCAGAAUGUCAGAGCGCCGGCUACAGUGGCACGCUGAUCCCAUACAAGUGCGACCUGUCCAACGAGGAGGAGAUCCUGUCCAUGUUCUCAGCCAUCAAGACGCUGCACAAGGGCGUGGACGUCUGCAUCAACAACGCUGGACUGGCCCACAACGAACCUCUGCUCAGCGGGAAGACAGAAGGCUGGAGGAACAUGAUCGACGUGAAUGUCUUGGCCUUGUCCAUCUGCACCCGCGAGGCGUACAAAUCCAUGAAGGAGAGGAAUGUGGACGAUGGCCACAUCAUCAAUAUUAACAGUAUGGGGGGACACCGAAUGGUGCCGAGCGCUGACGAGCAUUUCUACUGUGCCACUAAAUAUGCUGUGACUGCUCUGACUGAGGGGAUACGACAGGAGCUCCGAGAAGCAAACACCCACAUCAGAGCCACAUGUAUAUCUCCUGGAAUCGUGGAGACUGAGUUUGCCUUCCGGCACCACAACAGUGAUCCAGAGAAAGCAGCUGCAGUGUACGAGAGUAUGAAAUGUUUGAAAGCAGAAGACAUAGCCAGUGCAGUCACGUUUGUCCUCAGUGCCCCUCCUCAUGUCCAGAUUGGAGAUGUGCAGAUGAGGCCGGUCGAGCAGGUGUCAUAGCAGUGAAACAGUGAAGCUGCAGGAGGAGCAGACAGACAGCAGCCAUGGUGACUCCUUGGCGACCUCUGCUGGGCAAAGGGGGUGGGGGGUAAAAACAAAUCAACUACAGCUGUGUUGGGUCUGCCGGACGUGGCCAAAUAGGGCUGGAGCCUUAAGGAGGCUGUGCGAGGAAAUGAAGGGCGUGGACUUUGUAAACCACUACAAAAAUACUACUGAACGCAGCGAGCUGGCAUUUUGUGAAUUGUUGGGCUCAGUCCUGCGCUGAGCCGACUCCAAACUACAGUAGGAUCAAAUAAAGAGCGAGCCGCCGCCGCCGCUGCUGCUGCGCUGUGCGGUCAUCUGCACGGCCAUCACUUCAGAGGGACGAGUAUGCCAUUGAUUGCACAUGUUUUUGUUUUUUUUCUGUUUUUGUAGGUCAUAUGACAUAUCUUUUUGAAAUUAAAUUGAAAGAGUAAUUGCUGUUUAUAAGAAUGACAACUUCUUUUUUUUUUUUUUUGGUUUUAUUUUUUAAAUAAAGAUUUUAGCUUUUGAUUCUAGAUAGAUGUGGUCUCAUAUGAACUAACUCUAGACAACACCAACUUUAAGUAACCAUUAGCGGUCUGUCCAUCCUGCCACCUUUACUCACUAUGAUUUCACAUUCAGUUAGCCUUGUUUGGAUCUGUGAACCCCGUACGAGGGGGUCAGGGAACGACCCUGGUCUGUUUAAGCACAUGGGUUUCUACAAUCCACCGUCUUGCCUGUGUCGUUUCAGUUGUUCUGCACUUUGGAUUCAUUCGUGAGGAGUUACAGGAAAGUAACACUGGCAACUUAUGUAGGGGAUCGAACUAACUCAACAUGUGUACCCUAGGAACGUGUACGGCGAGGCGGGUUUAUUUGUGUAGCACAAUUUGUACCCGCUUCGUAAGCGCUUCACACAACGACAGAUAAAAUCAGUCCACAGAACAUGAACACAAUUAUUAAUUCCAUUAAAAGCAAAGAGGCAGAUAAAAUCAAUCCAUAUAAACAUUAAUUAGAAGAGUACAGAUAAAACACUUUCAGCCGUCAUAUGCACAACUAAAUAGAACUGUUGUACCCUUCUCUUGGAACUUUCUCAUUAAAUGAAUUAAUAAAAACUGUUGCCCAGA